AUGACCGACGCUGAAUCUGCCAUUUCAGCCUCGGGCGACUCGAAAGCAGAAUCAUCACUACCGCCAAGUCAAGAUGGCACACGACCCAAGCGGAGCAAGAUCAACCAACCGUCGUUGCCGGCUCCCACCAACGCAGCCAGGCCGAAGGUUACAGUUUCGCACGCGAGGGAUAGACCGACAGAAGACGACGAGUCGGUGACUUCGUACGAGUCAUUUGCCCAUUUACAGGAAGCGCAUACAGAAGAUGUGACGAUCACGACCUUCCCACUCUCGAAAGGAGAGAAGAAGGCCAUCCUACGAAAGAAGGGUGCAUCAGCGGAAGAUGAACCGCUGGUUGAUACCACGGCCGCCCUCACACUGAACUCGAAGAGGACGGCACGCUUGCAGAAAAGGCAAGAGAAGAAACAAUCGCGCAAAGUCCAUUCACACAUCCAGUCGUUCCUCGAUUUCCCUCCGGAGAUUCUGUCGCUCAUCCUCGGGUUUCUUCGACCAAGCGAUGUCUUCAGUCAAUUGCGACUGAAUCACUUCAUGCGCAAUUUCAUCCUCGAGAACGAGAGGUCUCUUGCCGAAUCCAUAACGCGCCGAUGUUACUGGGUGCUGAGACAAUGUUUCCCGUUGCCCGUGCUGCUCGAGAAGGUCCCAGCUUCGGCUCGCCCUGUCCUUCUCAGCCCGCAGUGGCAGGACCGCAUCAAGAUCCACAGGAACCCGUAUCAGCACAUCAAACAGAUCGACCCGGCGGUUGUGUGUACGUGCAUGAGUUGUCUCUUAAGCUGGAACAAUCUCAACAUCAUCCUGGACCUCGCGCACUGGCAGCGGAACUUUGAGAACAGGGAACCGUUACCCAUCAUCCCUCGUGGCAAGAACCCCGAGUGGAACACCAAGCUCCUCGCAGACCACGCCGACAUCGUGAUCAAAGCCAUCCACAGCCCGUUGGCGCAUUCACGAAUCCUACAGACCCAUCUCGACGUCACCACGCGCACCAUCGUUCGGUCUGCGAGGUGGCGAAAAAAGGGCGAAAAGGUCACGACUCCAAAGCCACGGCUGUAUCAUCUCACAGACGAGGAAGCCGAAGCCGGUACAGAUGAGUAUUUGGAAAGAAGCGGUCCGCCGUCAUAUCAACCCAUCUAUAUGCGUGACAACUAUUACAACAUCGAGGCGUUUGUGCCCAACAGGAAAUGGGAUAAGGAAACCCAAACAUGGCAUUAUUAUUCCAAGUGGCCGAAACCGCAUGAAAAUGACUUGGCCUGGCUCGUUGCUCGAUUUUCUUCGUAUCAAGCACAAGCACAAGCCCAAGCCCAAGCCCCACCCCAAGUUCAAGUCCAAGCUGAAGCUGAGGCUCAAACGCAAUCAGUCAUACAGCGACUACCGAAUUGGGGGUCAUCGAGCUAA
Exophiala spinifera is the source of this 1389-nucleotide messenger RNA. RefSeq lists its product as uncharacterized. Lineage: Eukaryota; Fungi; Ascomycota; Eurotiomycetes; Chaetothyriales; Herpotrichiellaceae. The record is from RefSeq and is a predicted model, not a curated record. The transcript has a single exon. The coding region runs from base 1 to 1389 and encodes 462 amino acids.